AUGACCAAUCCCCCAAUGUUAUCUACCCCAGAGCCCGAAGAACCAUUGUACCUUUACUUAGCAGUAUCUCGGUCAGCAACUAGUUCAGCCCUGGUGAGAGAGGUAGGCAGAAAGCAACACCUUGUCUUUUAUUCCAGCAAAACCAUGACGGACUCAGAAAGUAGGUACUCGAUGGCUGAGAAAGUCAUCCUCGCCUUGAUCCAGGCAAAAAGGAAGCUCUGGCACUACUUUGAGGCUCAUUGGAUAAUAGUCCCCACAACCCAUCCAAUCAGAGUAAUCCUCAGUAAGCUGGAGAUUUCAGGCAAAAUUACUAAAUGGGCAAUUAAGUUAAACUCCUUUGAUAUUCGGUAUGAGCCACGUACUGCGAAGAAGGGGCAGGUGGUUGCAGACUUUCUCUUGGAGAUCGACCUGGGAGAAGAACAACCAAUCACAGAGAACCCCCUCUGGGAGUUGCAUGUGGACGGCUCCUCAAGCCAAAACGGAGCUAGAAUCCCCAAGGAAGAGUGCCCAAUUGCUAAUCGCUUGGCCUGCGUAACCUCAUCAGUAGACGACUUGAUGAUAAGAAUCAUCCCCAUUGACAUUCUGGAUACACCGAGCAUCAUAAAAGAAUUACCAGUAUUGGUCAUUCCAAGGGAACCAAGUUGGAUGGACCCAAUUUUCACAUAUCUAGAAAGAGGGGAACUCCCCAAUUCCAAAGAAGCACCUCGGCAGCUGAGAGCAAAAGCUGCAAAAUACUUAAUUAUAAGUGGAGAGCUCUUCAGGCUUUCAUUCUCAGGACCUUACCUCAGAUGCCUCACUCCCACAGAGUCAAGAGGAGUCCUGAAGCAAUUGCACAAUGGGGAAUGUGGAAAUCACUCUGGGGGCGGGUCAUUAGCUCACAAAGCUUUGACCCAGGGUUACUUUUGGCCUUACAUGGCAAGAGAAGUCGAGGAGUAUUCCGGAAAGUCCGAUAGGUGUCAAAGGUACGCACCUUUCGUCCAUCAACCUCCAGAAAAACUACACACAAUGAGCAGUCUAUGGCCUUUCGCUCAAUGGGGGAUGGAUGUAGUGGGACCCUUGCCUUCAGUCGCAUCACAAAAGAGGUACAUCCUAUUAGCCACUGACUAUUUCACUAAAUGGGUAGAGGCAGAAGCGUACACAAGCAUAAUUAAUGUUCAGAGUAAUGGGCAAGUGGAAAUAACCAAUAGGAUAAUUUUUGCCUACAUUAAAAAAAAGCUUGAAGAUAAGAAAGGAAAAUGGCUGGAUGAAUUGCCAAAUGUGAUAUGGGUAUACAUGACCACUCCAAGACGCCCCAAAGGCGAAACCCCCUUUUCUUUAGCUUACGGAACUGAGGCCGUAAUCCCAACUGAGGUAGAAACACCAACCAUCCGAACCUUAGCAUGGGGGGAGGAGUCAAAUAAUCAACUUCUGGAGCACAAUCUAGAUCUUCUAGAAGAGAAAAGAGAAGCCACAACCAUUCGGCUAGCAGCAUAUCAGCAGAGGCUGAUGAAUAGCUACAACAAAAAAGUUAGACACAUGAGCUUUAACCCGGGAGACCUAGUGCUCUUGAAGUCGGAAAAAUAUGUCAGAAAGUUAGAACCUAAUUGGGAACGUCCGUACCGGAUCUCAGAUGUGAUUAGGAAAGGAGCAUACGGACUCCAACACCUGGAUGGCAUUGAAGUAGCCAAACCAAGGAAUGCGAUGCAAUUAAAAAGAGUCUCGAUUCUGGCUGAUGGCGAGAAAUUCGCGUUGGAUCUACGUAGUUGUGAUUUGUUUACUGAAGCUAGAUCUGACGAAUUCAAGGCAGAAGAGAUUCAAAUCUGGCUAAAGGAGAUCAGAAUUUAG
This is a messenger RNA of Cornus florida, 1824 nucleotides long. RefSeq lists its product as uncharacterized. Gene Ontology annotation, molecular function: nucleic acid binding. Bases 1 to 1824 code for a protein of 607 amino acids. The record is from RefSeq and is a predicted model, not a curated record. The transcript is spliced from 4 exons. Gene Ontology annotation, biological process: DNA integration. Lineage: Eukaryota; Viridiplantae; Streptophyta; Magnoliopsida; Cornales; Cornaceae.